AUGGCGCCCUCAAUGGUGACCAUCGAUACCAACGACGAUUUCGCCAUGGACGCUCCAUCGCAACCCCUCGAUGCCCCGCGCACUCUGCUGCUCGCUCCCCCCUCCAUCGCGGCCCACGAGGAAAAGCUGCACGCCCUGUUCACUACCUUUGAUCGCCAAUCCACCGAUCUGCAGAUGCUAGACCGCCUCUCUGCCGGCAUCGUCAAACUUUCUCCCAACAUAUACUCACAUGUUCACAUUCUCACGGACACCGACGGCUCCCGACGCUCCGAGGCUCUGCAAUUGCUGACUCGAGAUGUGUACACCGCUCUUGUACCGGCCAUGAAGCCUGGCGCAAAGUUGCAGACGCAAGACAAGCCCUUGACGGCGGCGGACUCGAUGGAGGCCAUCAUGGCCGGGUUGGUGCAGAAUGAGACUGGGUUCGAAAAGCCAAACUUUGAGCAAGCCUCGGCGGUGCCCUUGAAGUUGGGCGGUCGCAAGAAGAAGUCGCCUGGUUCAAUGGGCAUUCUGGGUGGAUUUGCGGCUGCUGAACCCGUAGCUCCCAAGACUGACCGCGCGGAGCAAGAUGACGAAUUGAUCAACGAGGAUGAUCUCCUUGACGAAGAGGAUUUCACCCGACCAAUCGUGCCCCCCCCCGAGUGUCAACCCAAGACUGGCCGGAGGCGACGCGCCUGCAAGGACUGCACCUGCGGUCUUGCCGACCGUCUCGAAGCCGAAGAUCGCGAGCGUCGAGCCAACGCCGACAAACAGUUGAACGUUCUCAAGUUGCAAUCGGACGAUCUGGCCGAAUUAGACUUUACUGUCCAAGGCAAACAGACCGGUUCUUGCGGUAGCUGUGCUUUGGGCGAUGCGUUCCGCUGUGCAGGCUGCCCUUAUCUCGGUCUACCGGCUUUCAAGCCCGGGCAGGAAGUGCAAAUUUUGAACGAUGUCGCCCAAUUGUAA
Molecule: messenger RNA, 942 nt
Organism: Penicillium diatomitis
Lineage: Eukaryota; Fungi; Ascomycota; Eurotiomycetes; Eurotiales; Aspergillaceae
Product: Fe-S cluster assembly protein dre2
Exons: 2
Coding region: 1-942 (313 amino acids)
Biological process (GO): iron-sulfur cluster assembly
Cellular component (GO): cytoplasm
Molecular function (GO): iron-sulfur cluster binding
Source: RefSeq, a predicted model, not a curated record